Messenger RNA from Schistocerca gregaria, 1627 nucleotides. RefSeq lists its product as uncharacterized. The transcript has 7 exons. Lineage: Eukaryota; Metazoa; Arthropoda; Insecta; Orthoptera; Acrididae. The record is from RefSeq and is a predicted model, not a curated record. The coding region runs from base 46 to 1023 and encodes 325 amino acids.
GACUCGCCCUCGCAGGCGGCAGUCGUUGCGCGACAUGGGAGCGCGAUGGUCGCAGGCACGCAGCGGCCGCCCCUGACAGCCGCCUCCGACUCUGCCUCCGCCCCCGACGCUUCCGCCGCCGGUCGCAUGCACCGCCGCCUCCAGCGCAGUCCGCGGCUGCUGCUGGCGCCGCUGCUCGCCGCCGCGUGCCUCAUACACGCCGGGGUGGUGGGCGUGACGAUCACGGACAUGCGCGUCCCCUCCGAGGUGCGGAACGGGUCGACGGCGGCGGUGGUGCUGGACUGCGAGUACUCGCUGCGGCCCGAGGAGCAGGGCGCCGACUCCGGGCUGGUGGUCAAGUGGUUCUUCAACAACAGCCCCGAGCCGGUCUACCAGUGGAUUCCCGGCCAGAAGCCGCAGGACCUGGGAAUCCUGCGCGGCCGCCUCAAGCUGGCGCACCGCGCCUCCACUAGCCACGCCAGCAUGCACCGCGCCCUCUACAUCGUCCGGCCCACCACCGAGCUCAGCGGCGAGUACCGCUGCUCCGUCUCCACCUUCAAGGACGAGGACUUCAUGACCAAGAAGAUGAUUGUCUACGCGACGGAGAAGAGCCUGCGGCUGCAGCCCUACAAGCCGACCGGCGACUCGGUGAACGUGUCGUGCCGCGCCCAGGGCGUCUUCCCGGAGCCAAAAAUGGUCCUCUACAAGUACAGCGACGGCGACCCCAAGCCGCAGCCGAUGCAGGACGUGACGGUGUCGACGCAGCGGCGCGACGGCGGCUUCGACAUCUCGGCGCACAAGCUGCUCUUCGACCGCGAUCUGCCCGACUCGGCGACUUUCGCGUGUGAGCUGCGCGUGCCCAGCACGCGGUACUCGGUCCGCAAGAGCCUCGUCUACUACCCCGGAGCCGACAACCCUCUUCCUAUGUUGGACAACGGCGCGUGGAGGCGGCGCGCGCCGCCCCUCUGGUCGCUGCUGAUUGCCUCCUCCUCCGCCCUCGCAGCCGCCGGGGCCAGCCUCUCCAGCUCCGCCGCCCGCUGCUGAGGACUCAGGUCGGCACGAGCGCAGCCCGAGAUCAACUUGUUGGAGGCGACCGGUGUCGACAGCGGCUCGCAGCCCACGGCGGCGCCAGCGACGGAAGCAGCGGCAGUGACUCUGCUGGACACAGGCGAGCAGUCGACGUCGUCGACGGCGAUGCUGCGCGGGCGAGUGCCGGUGGUUCGAACUGUGCCCGCCCCGUGUCGCACGGCUGGCCGGAUAGAGCAGCAACACAAAAAGAGACUUCGUCAGAAAUAUUUUUGCUCUACUUUUUACAUGGUUACCGAUAUGUAGUGUGUAUUUUUUACCUACUGCUUUGUAAUAUAUAAUUAUCUAUUGUAUAGAACUGCUAAAUGUAUCGACAGGGUAAAAAACAUUAAAACUGAUGCCAAAAAUGUUGAUAAGAAUAUUUGAUUAAAUAUUUUCAAACUGUUAUAAAUAAAUAUUAAUGUGUUGAAAUGUAACAAAAAAUCGAUCAUUUCAUAUAUGCCUCUUAUAAUAAUGUUGUUAAGUAUUGAUUAUUUAACUAAGGUUACCAUACAUAUGUUUCAAUUCAAAUUAUAAUACGUGAUAUCAGAUUUAAAAUAUAAUCCAGAACUGUGUUUUGAAA